AUGGAGUUUGUGGUCAACUCGCUGCUGCUCCUCAGGCUGCUUAAAUGUUCGGCUGGCCAACGCUGGUUCAACCUGCGGAAUUUAAAGGCAAAAUGGCGACAGGGUGAUGGAUGGCAGUCGAAUAUCCAGUACUUAACCGAGUGUCAUGGCGAUCUUGUCGUUAUCUGCGAAUGUUCAGCGUCGGGAAGGCUGGCGAUCACAUGUCUGGAUGGUGCCCCUCUUUUGGAAACUAUUGAUGCUGUCUCUGCCAUGGCAGCAGUGAGAAAUAGUGCCGAGAAAGAGAAAGAGGUGGAAUCUGCUGAAUAUUACACUCAGGAGCUGUCAGGCUCUCACACUUCCUCUCCCACCACCUCUACCCGCAACAACAACAGCAGCAGUGUGGGACCACAGCAGUGCCAAUCUUUGGACAGUCACCAAAGCCUUUUAAAUGGAGCGCAGCCGAACCCAUUUGUCUGUGGCGGUGUCCUGGCUGCCCCCUGCACAGACGAUUCAUUGCCUUCAGGAGCACUUGUUAAUGGAUCUGCUUCACACUGUACCUCAGAGGAACCCCACGUCCCCAACAAGGAUGCAUCCCCUUUGCCUGGGACAGACACCAACCCUGAGGUGUUGGAGCCUCCCUGCGAGCUUCAAUCAAACACUUGGCAAAAACCAGAAGGGCACGUUAUGAAAGCACCAUCCACACGGACCCUAUCCGAGUCGGACAACAGCGGCUGUGAGACUCCCUUGGUGGGGGACAAUGCAGGUAACGGGGCAAUCAGCCGGGUGUGGACAAACAACGGCGUCAAGGCCGGAUCCUUAUGGGAUGCUGAUUCCGAGUCAGAGUCAUCAGAAAGCUCCUCUGACAAUUAUGAUGGCCUGAACAGAAGCCUCAGAGAGAAGUUUAUGUGCUUCCUGUUGAAAGGUAGGAUACUUGAUGAAGUGGUGAAAGGAAAAAUAAAAGUGGGGGGUCUUCAGUCAGCCAGCUCUAGGAGAAGGAAACGAAAAACCUGCCGAGUGAAAAGGAUACCAGUGGAAGAAAAAGUUAACGAGGGUUUCAGCCGCACCUCCCUCAUUAACCAAGGCUUAGAUUUUGAUUCGUCCAUAACUGAAGAACGCUCCUUGAGGCAGGAUCCGGAAAGUUUGAGAGCACACAUAGACUCGCAUCUGGGGAAUUCCCAAGACAAAAAGAGCUUAAUUUCAUGUGAUAAUAUAGGCGGGCACAAUGAAACAGACACCUACGUACGUGGCCAACCUAUGCCAUUAAAGAGACAGCUGGAAACAGGCUUGGAGUCAGAGCACUUGUUCUUCCAAUGCACAAAGUGCAAUGUUAAUUUCAAGGAGGAAAGGCAUUUGCAUAGGCAUAUGAUGUAUCAUUUAGAUUGGCAUAAUCAGGUAGGGCAAGUGAGCAGCCUCCGCCCCUUUAUAUGCAAAGAGUGUGGGCGUACAUUCUGCGAGCAUGCUUCCCUGGAGAAGCACACGCUGAUCCACCAGGUGCAAAGGGAGAGAUUGAUGGAAGAGAUUAAAGAUCUGAAUGAAUUGAAAAGCCAGGAAGGACAAGCUCAGCUGCAGUGUCCCCAGUGCGCUUUCGAUACCAAUUGUCCACAAACAUUCAUCCAUCAUGCCAAGACCCAUGAAAAGGAAAAAUAUUAUUACCGUUGUGAAGAAUCUAAAAAUGUCGAGUUGAGCGAGUCAGAUAUGGAAGUACAUGAACCAAUAGCUCACCUCAGUGCAUGCCACGGAAGAGUCAUAAAACCCUUGGGCAUGCUUUUUUGCAAAAUUUGCACAUUUAGCACAAAGUACAGAGAUGUUUUACAAAAGCACCUGGAACUUGUACAUGACCAGCCACUUUGUGAUUAUGAACUUCAGUCACACAAUAUGGCAGCUGACCUUACAGGGUCUGUGUCUGAACAGGACGGGCUAACAGGCCAAACUAAAGCAGACAACUUAUCUCUACCUUCAAUAAAGCCAAAGUUCCUCAGAGAGAACCAGAGCAAGAGUGGAGCAGGGCUGUCCUCAUGGUCCAGUAGCUUUGCUGACCUUUUUCUGAGCGAUAAAGGCACACAAAAAUCUUCUAAAAGUUUGAGCUCUUCACUGAUCAAAUGGAGAUUUGGCAGCUUAGCAAACAACCUGUCACCGUCUUUGCUGAAAUGUGACAAGCCAAGUAAAUUAUCUCUGCCUACAGAGAGAAUAGAUGUGACAACGGGUCUCUCCUAUGUUGAAGAGGACAAUCAAGAAUGUGAAAGUGCUGUCUCUAAACAGAACACAAAAUAUCUCUCCGGCUUUGACAUGAAUCUGCUGACAAAUUCUGCAAUCUCCAACAAAGCUGUACAUCUGAACCAUGAUGACGUUAGCACUUCCAAAGAUCCCCCGCCUGGAAGCAGUUUAGCGGUCCCGAAACAAAAAUCUCCCUCUAAAAGGAAAAUGUCCAUUCCAUAUCACAACACUCCUAAGAAAAUUCCAAUGGUUUUACCAAAACAUGAAUCAGCAACUCAAGAAAAACUUGAUAUUUAUUCUUUGCAGAGUGGCAACUAUAAUAUUGUUACGUUUGAUUCUCCCAAUAGUCCCAGUGAGACCAUAGCACACUUCCUGGAUUGCAGCGAUGCCACGGACCCCUUAACCCAUCAGGGAGAUUUGCUUAAAGAUGACGUCUACAACUCUCCUGAGCAGUCAGAUCUUGGUAGCAACUUCGAAGAUGACGAUAAAAUCACCUCAUUUAUAGUGAAAGAAGAGAACAUGGAGAGUGCAGUGAGCGAGGACAAUCCAGAGUGUACUGAUCUUAAUUUCGAUGAUUCUUACACCAGCUACUGCACGUCCCCCGUGUUUGAACCAGAUCGGAAGUGCUGUCCAUAUUGCCCUGCUGUGUUUGAGUCAGGCGUGGGCUUGUCCAAUCACAUCAGAGGGCAUCUGCACAGAUGUGGCUUAAGCUACGAGGCUCGUCACAUGCUGUCACCUGAACAGGUGGCGUCUCAGGACUGGCAGCCUCGCAUUCGCAGGAGAGCGCCCUCCAUGAGCAACAGAAUCAGGAGAGAUAAACCUGAAUCUCAGACGGAACACACCUGCCCCCUGUGUCUGGGCUGGUUUGACACUAAAACUGGUCUGUCCAAUCACGUGCGGGGUCACCUAAAGCGGAUUGGCAAACCAAUCUCAGGUGUCAGCAAGUCUCCUCUGCGCAUCCUCACCGAGCUCCUGCAGGACGAGAACGAGCACAGGAACGUUCUCCGGGCUCUUGAAGCCAAACCUCGCCUCUCUAGACCCCUCAUAUCUCGGAAGUUUGCAGGAAGUGAGGGCUCGUAUGUUACACCCACUGGUUUCCCGGUCAAGCUUCAGCACACUGCUAACAGGCUGGUCUCUGAGGAGAGUGAGAAGAGGAAGAGGAAGGAAGAGAAGAUGAACGAGAACAGUAAAAGCACUUUAGUAGAGCUUCUUAAAAGUCAGAGAGUGGACCAGGAAGUGGCAGUCACAUGCCACUCUAAGAAAGCCAGAGCUCGUUUCAUCAUUUCUCCAUCAAAGAAGGUUUCUUAUGAAACGCUGCCCAUAUGUAGCCAAGGAAAGUUUGAGGGAAACAAGAAGAUUUGUAUCCACUGUAAUGCGACUUUCCACAGCGGGGUCAGUCUUUCCAAUCAUCUUAGGGCUUAUGCACGCAGGAAAAGGAUCGCCAUGCUGGAAGGAACAUCAUAUGAUUGUAAUCAGAAACUGCCUCGCAUAAGGCCAAAGAGGAAGGCGUUCCACACUCUACACAACACCUCUGAAGUGAUCUACACACUCACAUGCAGGUUUUGCGAUCUGGUCUUCCAGGGUCCGCAGUGUGUGCAGGAGGACUGGGUGAAGCACCUGCAGAGACACCUCAUGCACACUGCUGUCAAAGGCACAGGCGCUGGGAUGGUGGAGGUGCCAGCUGUGUGUGAGGAGCCAUGUGCUCCAAACUGUGUCACUCAGGGGCUCUAAAUCACGUUUACACACAAGCUUUAUUCACAUUACCACUCUUCUGCAUAUGUAAAUAAGAAGAUAGCAAGAGACACACAUACAUUUAUUCUAUAUAGAGAUAUCUAUGGACAAGCGUAGAAAUCUAUAUAAGAAAUGUUUCUUUUUAUAUGUGUAUGUAUGUGCCACACACACACACACACACACACACACACACACACACACACAUAUACACACACACACACACACACACACACCAAUCAGUCACAUAACAUUGAUUAACAAUUAUAUACCAGUAAACUGGUGACAGGAUCAUGGGAACCCAAGGCUGACUCAUGCCUUUAGAGAGCUGAGGCCAACCCAUCCAGUCCGAUCCCACAGAAAAACCAAUGCAGGACACCUUACCAAAAUAAGUCAGGGCUCAGGGGGUAAGCAGCCCAAGGCCACCAACCCAGACUUCCGACUCCCCAGAUUUAAUUUUAAUCGAGCAUCCUGGGAUGAACCAGACAAACAAGUCCAGUCCACGGAAGCCCCAUCCUGCAACCCACAGCACCCAAGGGAUCUGAUUUAACGCUAAUGGAUUUAAUAUACUUGCUGACCUGUGUGUUUGUGUGUGUGUGUUUUAUACAUACAGUCAUACCAGUCAAAAGUUUUAAUCCUUUUUUUUUUUUUUUUUACUUUUUAGGACAGUCCUGGAUUUUUCCACAACUAUAAAAUAACACACGUCAUUAGGUCAUUAAGUAACAACAUGAACAACGACAGUCAGUUGUUAUUUUAAGACAUGAAGGUCAAUUGUUCGGGAAGAGUUCUUGCAAGAACAGUAUAGUCAAGUUCAUUUGUAAAACCUAUUAAGCGCCAUGAUGAAACUGGCUCUCAUGAAGACCAUCCCAGGAAAGCAAGACCAAAACUUACCUCAUAAAUCUCAUACCAGCCUCAUAAAUCACCAGUUAACAGCAUCUCAGAUUAGCACAGUUAUGAGGUCUUUACAGAGCCUAAACAGCAGACACAUCUCCAUAUCAACUGUUCAUAUUUUGGAAGCCUUCAGCAUUGUUUUACAAUGCUUCUAGUUCUGGUACAUUUUCAACAUUCUCAGGUGUUCUGCUUGUUGCAGGCCUUUCAAAACGUGGCUCGCGUUCAACGUUUUUCAACAGGUUCUCAUCCAUAUUUAAAGCAUUUGUGACACACUUUUAUUUAUUUAUAUUUUAUUUAUUUCACUUUUACUUAAUUUAUUCAUCCCUGAAAGCUCUCUGUAUCAUCUGAAUAGUUUUCGUGGAAGAAUGUUCAAGCAUAUAGGAAAAUUCGGUUCAGAUUCAUUGCUCUACUCGCUUAGUCAUUUUAAAUGUGACUGCCACACAUAUACAACAUACUGUAUACAGUUCUCACUCCAGGCAUCUAGUGCCCCACUGACUAGUACAGUGAAAUUCGUCACGCAUGUGCAUUACUCUUAUUUGCUGCCAGGUUACACCAGUGCUGCACAAACUGUUCUCGUUUAUUAUACAUAGACCUUGUAUACACCAAUCAGCCACAACAUUCUGAUAUUGAGUAGGUCCCCCUUCGGCCACAAAAACAGCGAUGUACUGUGUGUUCAGACUUCUUUCUAUGUGACCCAGCAUUAACCUUUUCAGCAAUUUCAACUAUAGACUACACGGGUCAGGCUUCAUGUCCCACGUGCAUCAUUGUGCCUUGGCCGCCCAUGACCCUUUCUCUGGUUCACCGGAUUUCCUUCCAUGGAUGACUUUUGGUAGGUCCUGGCCAUUGCAGAUUGGGAACAUGCCACAAGAACUGCAGUUUUGAAGUUCCUCUAGCCAUCAAAAUUUGGCCUUUUUACAGUAGCGGUAGUUACAAUAUCUCAUUACAAUGGCACCUGGAAAUGCAUGGGAUAUAUUAGGCAGCAAGCAAACAUUUUGUCCCUGAAGUUGUAAGCUGUUGUAAGCAGAAGAAAUGGGCAAAUCUGAAGAUUUGAUCGACUUUGACAAGGGCCAAACUGUAAUGGUUAGACGACUGGAUCAGAGCGACCCCAAAACUGCAGCUCUCCUGAGAUGUUCCCUGGAUGAUCAGUGUGUCUAUAAAUGAUUCGAUACCCAAUAUGGUGUUUACGAUUAAAUAUGGUCACAAUACAGUUAAAGGUUUAGUGAUGACAUACUUGUGCUUUAUUUAAUAUGAUUAAAUCUGUAAAGAACAACCAUAUGAAGCCAGGUGAAAAGAAUAUUUCUCCAAAACAUUUAUUCUCUAAAAUAUAUCAACAAAACCUACAGAAAACAUUAGAGAGUAAGAAAGAAUAUUUUCUAUACUUAUUUUCUUCUCCUUCAUUUUUUAGUGUUCUCCCCCUACAGGCAUGACAUUUGUCAUAGGUCUGGUUAUUGACACGUUCCUGCAUUCAUAUAGUCUUACACAGAGCUGAAUAUCUGCUUAGAGAUAAUGUGCUCUGAUCUAUUUUUAAAUCAUAGUCAUAGUUGGUGCACACAGUGUUACAUUUACUUGUAUUGUGAAGACUUCUUUUGUAGCAUGAUUAUUGUGUAACUAAGGAUAUUCUGAAAGUUUGGCCACUGAAUUUUUUUAAAAGAAUAAAUACAAAACCAAUCAAACUAUAUAUAUAUAUUUUAUAAAUCAUUUAACAUUUAUUUAGUAGUUUAAAAAAGCCCUUAUUGAUCAACCUUAAAUGUAUUAUUUGCAUAUGCUAAUUUUACGAACAGUUAAUGAACUUAUAAAAAUUUUUUGCUGAUUAAAAACAGUGCAUUCUUACUAAGGAAUUAUUCUCUUAGAAUGAAUGUACUUUAAUGGAAAAUAUGACUUCAGGGUGAGAUUAACCUAAACAAUCACAAAGACAAAAGAUAUUUUCUUUAAUUUUAUUUUGGCAGAUUUAACAAGGGUGCCAAUAAUUUUUUGACAGUAUACAUUAGAAUAUGUUAAUAAAAUUAUCCCCAGUUGGUUGAUGUUAUAAAGAAUUUGUUCACAAAUAAUUCCAGGUCCUUAAAGCUAUGGUCGUAUCUAGGCAAAUAUGCCUAGAUGUCGUUAUGUUUCGUAAAUUCUCAUCCCUUAUUGAUUCACUAUUUAGUUGUGAUCUACUGCCCUGUUUCCCACAUGUCAUGUCCCCUAUGUCAGAAUUUCUGUGUUUUCUGAAUUUGGUCAGCUGCAUUACUGUUUUAACUAAUUUGUACUACAUAUUUGUACCUUUUCUAAUUAACACGAGGGCUGUAAUGCCAGUAAUGCAAAACUGGGCAUAAAGUUUUUAACUUAUGACUGAAAUACGUUUAGGUCGUUCAAAUUGCACAUGUUGCUAGAGUCACUCUUUCUUUAUAAUAACUGUUAUUCCUUUUCUUGGCUCAUUGAGUUCUUAUCUUAGGAUCUUAAUUUUGUAUUCUUAAGAGGGGUGCAGGCUGCUUGACAUCCACAGAAGGCUACAUUAACAAGAGCAAUGCACACAGGUGGAUGAGGAAGUUUAAAGAAGGGCAAACCAAGUAGUCUGAGUCUAUCAACUGCAACAGUGGGGUUUUUCAAGGCCCAAAUGCAUCGCUUGUGGUGGAGACUAUGUUGGGUAGUACAUUUAUAUGGAGUUUAUAGAGCUUGUCUACCAAUAUGUGCAAUUUGAAUGACCUAUGUCAGUUAAUAAAAUGUAAAUUAUGACCACUUUAAUAUUACUUUCAGUGCAGCCCUUGUACAUACACAUCACAUUUUCCAGAACUAAACAGUAAUAGUCCAUUAUCAGACAUAAUCACAUGCAGUGCAGGAUUAGCAUUUUAUGCUACUUCUUUGUUUAUUAGUGAUUAUUAGUAAUUAGUGUUGGGGUUUAUUCGAACCCUCAGAUAAAAAUGCAACAAAAAAAAAAGAUAGAAUUUAUGCAAUGAUGCAAAUAAACCAAAAAUUAUAUAUAUAUAUAUAUAUAUAUAUAUAUAUAUAUAUAUAUGCCAUUCUGUUUUCACUAUUAGUUUUUGACGUGAUGUAUUCAAAAUUUUAAUUUCUGCCAAGGAUGAUGUGUUAUCUUAUGCAUGAUAAAGGGCCUUUAGACACUUGCAUUUACAGUGAUGUUAGCAUUUUAGAGACACUAAAUUGAAACAAUUGUCAUGUUAACACAUUGGAAACCAGAAGGACAACCAAUAUAUAUGCUUAUCAAUAGGACAAUACAAAACUCCUGAUAUAAGCUCACAUAAAUGUUUUAAAAGCACACUGUUCUGUGACACUAUGCUCGCUACACUGCUGUAACAGCUGCAUACACUGCUCUUUUUUUUUGUUGUAGGAAUAAUAACGGUUCGGAUGCCAUAUUUUAGUGAAGGCACUGUUUAUGUAUAACACUCACCUCAACUGUGAUGCAUCCAAAAGUAUAACUCUUACUUUAAAAAUUAUUAAGAAAUAAUCUAUUAACAUUCUGUGCUUAAACUAUUUAUGAGCAAUUUUAUAUGUGAAUAAGUGACAUACCAUAUUUUUCCUGAUUAUAAGGUUUGCUAUUUGCGCUCUUCAGCACAUACAGUGAAGCAAGAUAUGUUCAUAUUUCUUUCUUUAUUUUAUUAUUUUUUGGGGCUUUAGCCUAAAUACAAUAAGUCCUAUUGUUGAGGGUGUUUUUUAAAAAAUAUAUAGUAUAAUAUAGUAGACACGCUACUCCAGCAGUUAUGGUAGUUUUUCCAUUCCAUGUUCUAACAAAGAAGCAUUACUGAAAUGUUCACUGCAAAAUUAUAGAUACAUUUAAAAAAAUAAAUAAAAGGGUAAAAAGAAAAAAAAGUCUCAUAUUCUGUUGGCCUCAUAUGACUGAAACUUGUCUUGUAUGCAUGAAAUCACUAUUUAAAACUGACAUUAACCAGGCUCUAACAGCAUGAGAAAUCCUGUACCUGUCAUACAUACCAGAAGUUGCUAUUAUUAAGUGGGCCUUAUCAGAACAAACACGUUACUUAAUAAGGUUUUGGUUUCUUUAACAUUGACAGAAUCCAAAAUAAAUGCUGUACAUGUCCUAAGGAUAGUGUGGAGAGCAGCUGAAAAUGAGAAAAUUGCUAAUACAAAAAAUACAGAGAUUUUUUUAGUAU
Molecule: messenger RNA, 8912 nt
Organism: Clarias gariepinus (North African catfish)
Lineage: Eukaryota; Metazoa; Chordata; Actinopteri; Siluriformes; Clariidae
Gene: znf644b
Product: zinc finger protein 644b
Exons: 8
Coding region: 1-3924 (1307 amino acids)
Biological process (GO): regulation of transcription by RNA polymerase II
Cellular component (GO): nucleus
Molecular function (GO): RNA polymerase II cis-regulatory region sequence-specific DNA binding; DNA-binding transcription factor activity, RNA polymerase II-specific
Source: RefSeq, a predicted model, not a curated record